Messenger RNA from Austrofundulus limnaeus, 1972 nucleotides. It is a transcript of the gene slc30a4, whose product is annotated as solute carrier family 30 member 4. Gene Ontology annotation, cellular component: plasma membrane. Gene Ontology annotation, biological process: response to zinc ion; zinc ion transmembrane transport. Lineage: Eukaryota; Metazoa; Chordata; Actinopteri; Cyprinodontiformes; Rivulidae. The record is from RefSeq and is a predicted model, not a curated record. Gene Ontology annotation, molecular function: zinc ion transmembrane transporter activity.
CUGAUCUACAACUUCCGCCCUUCGUGCCCGGUGAUCUUUAGUAGCAGUCCGGGACGGACGCUCCUGUUGUUUCUGUGUUUCCUCCUCGGGUUUGAGCAUGACAUCCGUCAGUCUGACAGCGGAAUAAGAAGAUAAACCUGUGGCGUCACCACGCUGCCUGGCCUCAAUGAUCACCUGAGGGCUUCUCCACACGGAGCUCCUGGGCGGAAACAAGCUACCAUGUCAGGCGGGAAGCUGUUCGGAAAGGUUCGGUCCGCCUUCAGGAGGGACCGGACCGACUGGGACCUGAGCGACACGGCGCCCUUCGACCUCUCCGCCGAGCUGGAGGACGACGACGGCCCGAAGUUCAACCAGCUGAAGGUGGUGGUCUCCGGGGACAUGUCGGACUACUCGGCCGGGGCUCCGUCCAACGGAGCGCCGGUCAACACGGUGCUGGUGUCCGCAGAGGAGGACGACGACGACUCCCUGCUGGACCCGACCGCCGGUCUGCCCGGUACCAACAUGGACCCGUGUGAGACCUGCAUCCGGAGGAGGGAGAGGAUGAGGCACCGCAGGGUGAUGAAGAGGCUGGUCAUCGCUGCUCUGCUCUACUUCCUGUUCAUGACAGGUGAAGUCAUAGAGGUGGUGUCGGCGGUCCUCAGCGUGCUCCUCAUCUACAUCCUGACGGCCGUCCUGCUGUACGAGGCGGUCCAGAGGACCGUCCACCAGAACUUUGACAUCGAUGGAGACGUCAUGCUGAUCACUGCAGCUGUGGGCGUGGCCGUGAACCUCAUAAUGGGUUUUUUAUUAAACCAAGGCGGUCACCUCCACUCACACGGACACGGACACUCUCACGGCGCCGCCGGUUCUGCCGGGUCGGGUCAGCAGAGACCGCACGGCAGCCUGGCUGUGAGGGCGGCCUUCAUCCACGCUUUGGGAGAUCUUCUUCAGAGCGUCGGGGUUCUGAUCGCUGCUUACAUCGUCCGCUUCAAGCCUGAGUUGAAGUUAGCAGAUCCCAUCUGCACCUACAUCUUCUCAGUUCUGGUUCUGUUCACCACGGUCCGUAUCAUCAGAGACACCAUAGUCAUCGUGUUGGAAGGUGUUCCCAGACACCUGGACAUCCAGCGGAUCAGGGAGGACCUGCUGAAGCUGGAGGACGUGCAGUCGGUGGACGAGCUGAACGUGUGGGCGCUGACGGCCGAUAAGACGGCGGCGCUGGUGCAUCUGCAGCUCACGCCCUCUAGUGCCAACAACUGGGAGGACGUCCAGGCCAAGGCCCGCCACCUGCUGCUGCACACCUACGGUCUGAGCCGCUGCACCGUGCAGGUCCAGAGCCACAGACAGAGGGCGCUGCGGAGCUGUGCUCACUGCCAGCAGCCCAGUGCCUGACCCCGCCCACACAGCCCACCUGGAGGUCCCGCUGCAGCGUGGAGCCACCCAGUGCCUGACCCCGCCCACACAGCCCACCUGGAGGUCCCAGCUGCAGCAUGGAGCCACCCAGGGCCUGACCCCGCCCACCCAGACAUCCUUACUGCAGUUUGACUGUUUGUUGCUGAAACAGCGCCUGAAGGUAAAGGUUUACCAGUGAGACCCUCACACAGGUGUUGGACUGGAUCCACCUGACGGGGGUCUGUGGGCGGUGGGACUUUGUUUCUUCUGGCUCGUCUCUCAGCUGCUGCAGGAAGAAAUCUGACAAUCUGAGUUUUACUGCAGCCGUGUUGGAAACUGUUCAACRUUUCUGUCUGCUAAGAUCAGACAAAAUGUCCCUGAAGUCAAAAAGYAAAUCCUCAGAUGGAGGAGUUCACGUGUCCUUAAAUAAAACCGUUAAAUUUACCGUGUUAACGGCAGGCGAUCAAAGCUUUCUGUCUGAUUUCAGACUACACAGCGAGGAUCUUUAAAGUGUUUCCUCCAGAGUUAGGAGGCUGUUCUGAUAAAACUUUCAAUUAAAACUAAAGUAUUGUUUGUUUCUAAUAAAGACUUAAAACUUCCUGUA